AUGCCCGGCGCACCCGGGCUCCGCGCCCUCUGGCUCUGCGCCGCGCUCUGCGCCUCCCCGUGCGCCCCCCAGCCUGGCCCGCGGCCCGCCUGCCCGGCCCCCUGCCGCUGCCACGAGGACGGCAGCACGCUGUCGGCCGACUGCUCCGAGCGCGGGCUCUCUGCGGUGCCGCCGGACCUGGACCCCCUGACGGCGUACCUAGACCUGAGCAUGAACAACCUCACGGAGCUCCGGCCUGGCCUCUUCCUCAACCUGCGCUUCCUGGAGGAGCUGCGUCUCUCUGGAAACUGCCUCUCGCACAUCCCGGGACAGGCGUUCUCUGGUCUCUACAGCCUGAAAAUCCUGAUGCUGCAGAACAACCUGCUGGGAGGGAUCCCCGCUGAGGCGCUGUGGGAACUGCGGAGCCUGCAGUCUCUGCGCCUCGAUGCCGACCUCGUCUCCCUGGUCCCAGACAGGAGCUUCGAGGGGCUGUCCCCCCUCCGCCACCUGUGGCUGGAUGACAGCGUGCUCACCGAGAUCCCCAUCAGGGCCCUUGGCAGUCUCCGCGCCCUGCAGGCCGUGACCCUGGCCCUGAACCGCAUAGGCCACAUCCCCGACUACGCCUUCCGGAACCUGUCCGGCCUCGUGGUGCCGCAUCUCCAUAACAACCACGUCCAGCAUCUGGGGACCCACAGCUUCGAGGGGCUGCACAACCUGGAGACUCUAGACCUGAAUUACAACCAGCUGCACGAGUUCCCCGUGGCCGUCCGGACGCUGGGCCGCCUGCAGGAACUGCUCUCCCGCUCAGGCCCGAGCCCUCCUCAGGACCCGGCGGCGCCCGUCCUGCUGGGCUCCUGUCGCGUGCAGGCCCGCGUGGUCCCCCGAGGUGGGGUGACCGCUGGGGGAAACCCCGGCAGAUCUCUGAAUGGUGCCACAGACAUCCAGGGGUUCCCAGAUCUCAAAGGCACCACCAGCCUGGAGAGCCUGACCCUGACCCGUGCGGGCCUCCGGCGGCUCCCCCCGGGGAUGUGCCAGCAGCUGCCCGGGCUCCGUGUCCUGGAGCUGUCUCACAACCGGAUCGAGGCGCUGCCUGGCCUGCACGGGUGUCAGAAGCUGGAGGAAAUCGGCCUCCAGCACAACCGCAUCUGGGAAAUCAGAGCUGACACCUUCCGCCAGCUGACCUCCCUGCAGGCCCUGGACCUGAGCCGGAACGCCAUCCGGUCCGUCCACCCCGAGGCUUUCGCGACCCUGCGCUCCCUGGUCAAGCUGGACCUGACAGACAACCAGCUGACCACACUGCCCCUGGCCGGGCUUGGGGGCCUGGUGCAUCUGAAGCUCCAAGGGAACUGGGCUCUGUCCCAGGCCUUCCCCAAGGACAGCUUCCCCAAACUGAGGACCCUGGAGGUGCCCUACGCCUACCAGUGCUGCCCCUACAGCGUCUGCCCCGGCUUCUUCAAGGCCUUGGGCCGACGGGCGCCCCAGGGCCCUCACCCUGAGGACCGCGACGCUCCCAAAAGGCCCCUGGGCCUCCUUGGCGGGCCAGCCGAGAGCCGCUAUGAUGUGGACCCGGACGAGCUCCAGCUGGAGAUGGGGGGCCCCAGGCCACACCCCACUGUCCAGUGCAGCCCUGUUCCGGGCCCCUUCAAGCCCUGCGAGCACCUCUUCGAGAGCUGGGGCGUCCGCCUGGCCGUGUGGGCCGUCGUGCUGCUCUCCGUGCUCUGCAAUGGGCUGGUGCUGUUGAGCCCGUCCGCAGCCGGGCCCGGCCCCCUGCCCCCGGUCAAGUUCGUGGUGGGCGCCAUCGCGGGGGCCAGCACCCUGACCGGCCUCUCCCGUGGCCUUCUCGCCUUGGUGGACGCGCUGACCUUCGGCCGGUUCGCGGAGUACGGCGCCCGCUGGGAGUCGGGCUCCGGCUGCCAGGCCGCGGGCUUCCUGGCCGUGCUGGGCUCCGAGGCCUCCGUGCGGGCCCGUGGGAAGGCGCCGGCCCCGGGCAGCUUGCGCGCGGGGGCCCUGGGCUGCCUGGUGCUGGCGGGGCCGGCGGCCGCCCUGCCGCCGGCCUCCGUGGGUGAGUACGGGGCCCCCCCGCUCUGCCUGCCGUACGCCCCGCCCGACGGCCGGCCGGCCGCCCUGGGCUUCGCCGCGGCGCUGGUGGUGCUGAACACCUCCUGCUUGCUGGCGGUGGCCGCAGCCCCCGUCAGGCUCUCCUGCGACCCGCCCGGGCCCGAGCUGGAGGCCGCGUGGGACGGCGCCGCCGUGCGCCGCGUGGCCUGUCUCACCUUCGCCGACGGGCCCCUCUUCUGCCCCGUGGCCUCCCUGAGCCUGGCGUCCGCGCUGGGCCCCCUCCCCGUCAGCCCCGAGGCCGUCGAGCCCGUGCUGCCGCUGGUGCCGCCGCUGUCCGCCUGCCUCGACGCCCUGCUCUGCCUGCUCUUCAGCCCCCACUUCCGGGCGGACCUGCGGCGGCUGCGGCCCUGCCCGGGGGUCCCGGGGCCCCUCGCCCUGGCGGCCGCCGGCCAGCUGGAGCCGAGCUCCUGCGACUCCACCCAGGCCCUGGUGGCCUUCUCGGACGUGGGGCUCGUCCUGGAGGCCCCCGAGGCGGGCCCGCCCCCCGGGCUGGAGGCCUGCGGCCUCACCUCCGUGACCCUCGCCCCCUGCCAGCAGCCCGGGGGCUCCCGGCCGGAGGGCAGCCACUUUGCGGAGCCAGAGGGAACCCGCUUUGGGAACCGGCCACCCGCCGUGGACGGCGGACAGCCGCCGGGGGCCGAGGGGGCCGUGCCGGCGGCGGGGGGCCGGGCGGGGGCCUCACGCUUGUAA
Messenger RNA from Physeter macrocephalus (sperm whale), 2787 nucleotides. RefSeq names its product leucine rich repeat containing G protein-coupled receptor 6 (gene LGR6). The transcript has 17 exons. Gene Ontology annotation, molecular function: protein binding; protein-hormone receptor activity; G protein-coupled peptide receptor activity. The record is from RefSeq and is a predicted model, not a curated record. Gene Ontology annotation, cellular component: plasma membrane. Gene Ontology annotation, biological process: hormone-mediated signaling pathway; adenylate cyclase-activating G protein-coupled receptor signaling pathway; activation of adenylate cyclase activity. NCBI's taxonomy places the organism in Eukaryota, Metazoa, Chordata, Mammalia, Artiodactyla, Physeteridae. The coding region runs from base 1 to 2787 and encodes 928 amino acids.